Molecule: messenger RNA, 1284 nt
Organism: Amblyraja radiata (thorny skate)
Lineage: Eukaryota; Metazoa; Chordata; Chondrichthyes; Rajiformes; Rajidae
Gene: ccdc190
Product: coiled-coil domain containing 190
Exons: 4
Coding region: 173-1126 (317 amino acids)
Source: RefSeq, a predicted model, not a curated record
AACUGACAGCGACUGAGGCAGAUACACGGACCAGAGACUCUGUCCAACGUGCCCCAGGUCGCCAGCGCUGUAACCUGCUAGCGCCGACCACGCCGUCUCAUAUUCCAUCUCCUGUCCCCCACUGGCGUGGCUUCUGACUGCAAACAUUCCUCUUGCACCUCGGAGCAAGAAAAUGCAACGUCUUAAGUCGCACCUUCUGGAGGGAGAGUUAACAAGGCGGCUGGAAGCAGAGAGACGAGAAUCCAAGCGCGCGGAGACCAGACUGCGGAAUGGGCUGCAUGACUUGGAGGAGGCAAGGUUCUCUUGUAUCAACCGAAUGAUGAAGGAACAGAGGCGCAUCCAGAGGGACCUUCUCAGGAUCAAGAAUGGCUACUCCAAGAAGAAGGCAGCAAACAAUUAUCGAAGGCUCUGCCCAGACCCCAACAAUCCAUCCAGAGAAACGCUCGGGUCCAACAACAAACUUUUACCCAUCAGACUAACGGCAAAAGAUGGGAGUCUCAUCUUGGCAUCGGAAGGAAUCAGGGGGCAGAAGGAGUCGGUGAAAAUGAGCAGGGUGGUGGUGCCAGCCAGCGUUUCCCGUGCUCUACAGAGCCGGAUCAAUGACUUCCUCGGUGGGUUCGGCGGCCGGCAGGAGAAGGUGGAGGAGCGGGCGGGAGCGGGGGCGGAGGUGGAAGAGGUCCAAGCCCAGCCAAAAGCAGACGCAGCGCCAAUCGGCAGCGCCAACACGGCCGGCUCCCUGGUCAAGAUCUCCCCCGGGAGGGGGAACCAAGCGGCAUUGGAAUCGGGGAACGGUGGGUCGGGCCACGGCGAUGCUGCCUGCUGCCAUCCCAACCCAAGCCAAGUCAAGACCAGGCCACCCAACGGCAGCCUGCAGCCCCUCCCCACCCUGGAGAACGCCCCCGACGAGGGUGACUUCUACGCACCGGACGGGCUGCCCAGAACCAUGCACACCAUGCCCAGCUUCCAGGAGGCCUUUGCUCAGGCGAGGAAAGCUCGCUACAUCAGGCACCGCACCAAGACCGAGGAGGAGAAGGAACUGUCCAUCAGUGAGAUCUUCGGAAGGUGCCCUGGACCCAGGCAGGACGGAGGGGCUGUCAAGGACAAGAACUCUACGGGAACAAAUUGAGACUUAAAAAAAAAGAAAAAUUCCAGGAUCUCACUGAACGAAAAAAAUUAAAGUAAAUACUUGCUGGAAGUGUCAACUCUACCUUGGGUAAUAUUUUCUUUUACAGCCAGGAGACAGGCCCCUCGGCCCACCGAGUCCAUGCCGACCUGCAAUCACCC